UCCAUGUGAUUUUCAUCGUCCAUUAGCAGUUUUGUGCUUUUCCAUGUGGCUUUCCCCAUUUUUGAAUGUUAUUAAGCUUUCUCAUGUAAUUUUCAGCAUUUUUAUCAGUUUAUUUCAUCAUUGGGUGUGUUUGAACAUUUCCAUGUGAUUUUCACAUUUAUUAGUAUUUUCAUUUAUGUUUUUCCAUUUUCAAAAUGAUUGAGCAUUUUCAUGUUUUUUUUCUGUUAUGGUUAGUUAAUCAAUAUGUCGUACGGAGAAGUUGCUUGCACCUACGCUGCCUUGAUCCUCCAUGAUGAGGACAUUCCAAUCACCGCUGAGAAAAUUUCAACUUUAGUCAAAGCAGCUAAUGUGACAGUGGAGCCAUACUGGCCUCUAUUGUUUGCUAAGCUUGCUGAGAAGAAAAACCUUGGUGAUCUCAUCAUGAAUGUCGGUGCUGGUGGUGGUGGUGGUGCAGUCGCUGUUGCUGCCCCCACUGGUGGUGCUGGUGGUGGUGCCGCAGCUGCUGCCCCUGCUGCUGAGGAAAAGAAGGAAGAGCCCAAGGAAGAAAGUGAUGACGAUAUGGGAUUCAGUCUGUUUGAUUAGGAGCUACUCCCAGUACGAUUUUUGGUUCUUUUUUAAAAGUUUGAUUAGACUUGGUUAUAGCACCCUUGUUAAGGAGAUUUUUGAUCUGCUUGUCACUGUUGAAUGUAACCUUGACAUAAUUAUGGUUUAUGAACAUCAGUUAUGUUACUU
This is a messenger RNA of Solanum verrucosum, 732 nucleotides long. RefSeq names its product 60S acidic ribosomal protein P1-like. Bases 244 to 582 code for a protein of 112 amino acids. Gene Ontology annotation, molecular function: protein kinase activator activity; structural constituent of ribosome; ribonucleoprotein complex binding. Gene Ontology annotation, biological process: cytoplasmic translation; translational elongation. The transcript has 3 exons. Gene Ontology annotation, cellular component: ribosome; cytosolic large ribosomal subunit. The record is from RefSeq and is a predicted model, not a curated record. Lineage: Eukaryota; Viridiplantae; Streptophyta; Magnoliopsida; Solanales; Solanaceae.